Messenger RNA from Copidosoma floridanum, 1332 nucleotides. RefSeq lists its product as uncharacterized. NCBI's taxonomy places the organism in Eukaryota, Metazoa, Arthropoda, Insecta, Hymenoptera, Encyrtidae. The record is from RefSeq and is a predicted model, not a curated record.
GAAUGUUACGACGAUGGUAAUGAAUUUUGUAUCGAUCAGAAUGACAUUUUAUCGGGCGAUCUGUUACCUGGAUCGUUUUUAUUUAUGGAUCAAUACUACCACGAAAACAAGUCAAGAAAAGUGAAUACAUCGAUUACCGACGGUUCUUUCGUCAAGGCUUUAGAUGAAAUGGAUUAUCACAGAAAAAGAAUGAACGAAUUCUUGUGCCAUGGUUAUGUGGCAGAAGAAAUUUUCAAAGAAUUCGGUGCGAUGCAAAGAGUCAAACGUAAAAAUGAGGUACGGCCAGAAGAUGCACUUCCUGAUAUUUUGGGAGAGCAAAACGUGACUGUUCAUGACAAGCUGCUUUCCGAUGAAGGAAGUUCCAAGUACAAAGACUGGUUGCACAGAACAACAACGUUGGACGACAUAUACCGACAUUACAAUCCUCAUAAAAAAAUAAUGAAAAAACAAGAGGUUCACGAGGAUCCUGAAUUUGAUGACUUCCAGGAGUUUGAAGGCGAGUUAACUGGUUAUACCAUGCCAGCUGUAUCUUCCGGAAAGAUGGGAAGACCUGGAGGUUAUUAUUUAGAAUACAUACGUAAAAAAUUAACAAUGCACACAAAGUAUAAGUACAAUCACCUUGUCCCCGCUGGAACGGGCUAUGGCUACCCAAGUUACAGUCAACCGUCUCAUUAUCAGCCACCACCGCAUCAUCCACCCCCGGACUUCUCGCCAAUGGUUCACGAGCAGCACAUUUACUUGUCACACGAGGAAGAAGAUGAAGAAUACUAUCCACAUCAUUCAGUGGGGAAAAGCAAGGGUGAACUGACUGUGAAGGAUUUUUUUGAAAUCGCCUUAACUGCUCUUGCUUUUCUUGCCUUUGGGCUCUUUAUCAUUCAGCUGCUCAUGAGUAUUACGAAUCCAAUGAUGACGACUGUGAUGAGUACGGUGCCAGACAUAGAUCAGCGCUUCAAACGCCAAGCAUUUGAUUCUCAAGCGCUGAGGUACAAAAACGACCAAGAAUUAAACGAGCUAGCUCAGCGAGUGUUGCGCUCAAUCGAAGCUGUACUUGUGGCCCAGGCAGACUCCGGAAAAUGUCUGCGACGGUUACUGUGUGAGGACAAUCGCUUUUCCAGGGAAACGGAGGACGGUCGGCGCAUCUGGAUUCCCGUCUGGAGCUUAGGUAUGAGCUGGGUGUCAGGACGAGUUUUGCUUCGUGAUCGUUGGUCGGCUAUGCUGGACUCUGUAAAGGCGUCCGUACUGGGGCUUGGUCAGGUUGACUGCGCUAGUCUUUAUCCCGACUGCCAGCUUUGGCGGGAACGUGUGAAGAGACGUCGGCGCAGAAGAAAGUGA